Messenger RNA from Talpa occidentalis (Iberian mole), 4204 nucleotides. RefSeq names its product calmodulin regulated spectrin associated protein family member 3 (gene CAMSAP3). The transcript has 19 exons. Gene Ontology annotation, biological process: cytoplasmic microtubule organization; neuron projection development; negative regulation of microtubule depolymerization. Gene Ontology annotation, molecular function: microtubule minus-end binding; calmodulin binding; spectrin binding. The record is from RefSeq and is a predicted model, not a curated record. Lineage: Eukaryota; Metazoa; Chordata; Mammalia; Eulipotyphla; Talpidae. Gene Ontology annotation, cellular component: microtubule minus-end. The coding region runs from base 154 to 3963 and encodes 1269 amino acids.
GCACCUGGGCUCCGCCCCGGGGCGGGCCCGACGCUGCGUCGCGAGCGCGAGCGGCCGCACCUGGCUCGGCGGCGGCGGGCCCGGCCCGGGGACGAGCGCGGCACUGCCCAGGCGGAGCGAGCGCGGAGCCGGCACCGCAGCCCCGGUGCCGCCAUGGUGGAGGCGGCGCCCCCGGGGCCCGGGCCGCUGCGGAGAACCUUCCUGGUGCCGGAGAUCAAGUCGCUGGACCAGUACGACUUCUCGCGGGCCAAGGCGGCGGCCAGCCUGGCGUGGGUGCUGCGGGCCGCGUUCGGGGGCGCAGAGCACGUGCCCUCGGAGCUGUGGGAGCCCUUCUACACCGACCAGUACGCGCAGGAGCAUGUGAAGCCCCCCGUGACGCGGCUGCUGCUCUCGGCCGAGCUCUACUGCCGGGCCUGGCGGCAGGCCCUGCCGCAGCUCGAGACACCCCCCAGUCCCUCCGCGCUGCUGGCCCUGCUGGCCCGGAGGGGCACGGUGCCCGCGCUGCCCGAGCGCCCGGUGCAGGAGGCCGACCUGCGGCACCAGCCGAUCCUCAUGGGAGCUCACUUGGCGGUCAUUGACGCCCUCAUGGUUGCCUUCGCCUUUGAGUGGACAAAGACGCUGCCCGGUCCUUUGGCCCUGGCCAGCUUGGAGCACAAGCUCCUCUUCUGGGUGGACACGACCAUCCGUCGGCUGCAGGAAAAGACCGAGCAGGAAGCUGCCCAGAGAGCGUCCCCCUCGGCGCCCGCAGAUGGGGUGGCCCCGGUACAGCCCUCGUGCCCCACACGCUGGUACUGGAAGCUGGUUCCUCACGCAAUUGCCUUCUGUUUGAAGGAGUCGGGGAGCAAACCCCCCAUGAUCCGGUACCGAAAGGACCGCGCUGUUGCCCGCCGUGCCCCCUGCUUUCCGGCUGUGACUGGCCUCCAGGACCUGGCAAGUGGGGCCGCGCUGGCGACCACGAUCCACUGCUACUGUCCCCAGUUGUUGCGACUUGAGGAGAUAUGUCUCAAGGACCCCAUGUCUGUGGCGGACAGCCUGUACAACCUCCAGCUGGUGCAGGACUUCUGUGCUUCCCGCCUCCCCCGGGGCUGCCCGCUGUCCCUUGAGGACCUGCUUUAUGUCCCACCGCCCCUUAAGAUCAACCUGGUGGUGCUGCUCGCUGAGAUGUUCAUGUGCUUUGAGGUGCUGAAACCUGACUUUGUGCAGGCCAAGGACCUGCCUGACGGACAUGCUGCCUCCCCCCGGGCCGCAGAGACCUCCACCCCCCAGAACAGCAGCGGCAGCAGCUCUCCUGUCUUCAACUUCCGCCAUCCACUCCUGUCACCUGGUGGCCCCCAGUCCCCACUCCGUGGAUCUACAGGCUCCUUGAAGUCCUCCCCAUCAAUGUCGCACAUGGAGGCCCUCGGCAAGGCCUGGAACCGGCAGCUCAGCCGUCCCCUCUCCCAGGCUGUGUCGUUCAGCACUCCCUUUGGCCUGGACAGCGACGUGGACGUCGUCAUGGGAGACCCCGUGCUCCUCCGCUCUGUCAGCUCCGACAGCCUGGGCCCUCCACGCCCUGCACCAGCCCGGACCCCCGCCCAGCCAGCCCCGGAGCCUGGUGACCUGCCCACCAUUGAGGAGGCCCUGCAGAUCAUCCACAGUGCUGAGCCCCGGCUGCUGCCCGACGGGGCUGCCGACGGCAGCUUCUACCUCCACUCCCCUGAGGGGCCCUCCAAACUGCCACUGGCCUCCCCGUACCCACCUGAGGGGGCCUCAAAACCGCUGCCCGAUGGGCCCACCAAAGCACCCACCUACUUGCCCCACCCUGAGGUCCCCUUGAAACCACCUUCCUGCCCAGCCGGGGAGGUAUCGAAGCCCCUGGCCCCAUCUGAGGGGUCCCCGAAGGCCGUUGCUUUGUCCCCAGCAGCCAACAGUUCUGAAGUGAAGAUGACCAGCUUCGCCGAGCGCAAGAAGCAGCUGGUAAAGGCUGAGACUGAGGCCGGGGUGGGGUACCCAGAGGCCGUCCCGGCAGCCCCUGAGGCCCUGAGCUCGGAAAUGAGUGAGCUUGGUGCCCGGCUGGAGGAGAAACGGCGGGCCAUAGAGGCUCAGAAGCGCCGGAUUGAGGCCAUCUUUGCCAAGCACCGCCAGCGCCUGGGCAAGAGCGCUUUCCUGCAGGUGCAGCCACGGGAGGCUGGAGGGGAGGUGGAGGCAGAGGUGGAAACUGGUCUGGCCCCUGGUGGGGAACGACCGUCAGGCGAGGGCCAGGGCGAGCCAUCCCCACGGCCCAAGGUGGUGACCUUCUCACCUGAACUCGGCCCGGUGCCCCCGGAGGGGCUGGGGGACUACAACCGCGCCGUCAGCAAGCUGAGUGCGGCGCUGAGCUCGCUGCAACGGGACAUGCAGAGGCUCACGGACCAGCAGCAGCGGCUCCUGGCCCCCCAGGAGACCCCUGCGCCCGCCCCGCCACCUGCUGCAUGGGUCAUCCCCGGCCCCACGACUGGCCCCAAAGUGGCAUCCCCGAGCCCUGCCCGGCGCGCCCCAGCUGCCCGGCGCAGCCCCGGGCCAGGCCCCAGCCCGACGCCUCGCAGCCCAAAACACGCACGGCCCGUGGAGCUGCGGCUGGCGCCCCUGACGAGGGUGCUCACCCCCCCCAACGAUGUUGACAGCCUCCCCCACCUGCGGAAGUUCUCCCCGAGCCAGGUGCCUGUGCAGACGCGCUCCUCCAUCCUCCUGGCGGAGGGCCCAUCUCCCGAGGAGCCUGCGGCCCGGCCCGGCCUCAUCGAGAUCCCGCUGGGGAGCCUGGAAGAGCCCUCGGCUGAGGACGAGGGGGAAGGGAGCCCCCCCGGUGCUGAGGAUUCCUUGGAGGAAGAGGCCUCCUCCGAGGGGGAGCCCCGCGCUGGACUGGGGUUCUUCUAUAAGGAUGAAGACAAGCCUGAGGAUGAGAUGGCCCAAAAGCGGGCCAGCCUGCUGGAGCGGCAGCAGCGGCGGGCGGAGGAGGCGCGGCGGCGGAAGCAGUGGCAGGAGGCUGAGAAGGAGCAGCGGAGGGAGGAGGCUGCCCGGCUGGCCCAGGAAGAGGCGGUCCUUGGCGCCCCAGCGCCCCCAGGUCCUGCCGCCCCUGCUGCUCGGGCCCCAGCCGAGGAGGAGGUGGGCCCCAGGCGGGGGGAGUUCACCAGGCUUGAGUACGAGCGGCGGGCCCAGCUGAAGCUGAUGGAUGACCUGGAUAAGGUGCUGCGGCCGCGGGCCUCAGGGUCCGGGGGGCCAGGUCGGGGCGGGCGGAGGGCCCCCCGGCCACGCUCCGGUUGUUGUGAUGACUCCGCCCUGGCGCGCAGCCCAGCCCGAGGCCUACUGGGCUCUCGACUCAGCAAGGUCUAUUCACAGUCCACCCUGUCGCUGUCAACCGUGGCCAACGAGGCCCCCAAUAACCUAGGUGUGAAGAGGCCCACGUCUCGGGCUCCCUCCCCAUCUGGCCUCAUGUCCCCCAGCCGCCUACCCGGCAGCCGCGAGCGCGACUGGGAGAAUGGCAGCAACGCCUCCUCCCCUGCAUCAGUGCCUGAGUACACAGGCCCACGGCUGUACAAAGAGCCCAGCGCCAAGUCCAACAAGUUCAUCAUCCACAACGCCCUGUCACAUUGCUGCCUGGCGGGCAAGGUGAACGAGCCCCAGAAAAACCGCAUCCUUGAGGAAAUUGAGAAGAGCAAGGCCAACCACUUCCUGAUCCUCUUCCGGGACUCAAGCUGCCAGUUCCGGGCCCUCUACACGCUGUCAGGGGAGACGGAGGAGCUAUCCCGGCUGACAGGCUACGGCCCGCGCACGGUCACGCCCGCCAUGGUCGAGGGCAUCUACAAGUACAACUCGGACCGCAAGCGCUUCACUCAGAUCCCUGCCAAGACCAUGUCCAUGAGCGUGGAUGCCUUCACUAUCCAGGGACACCUCUGGCAGAGCAAGAAACCCACGACUCCCAAGAAGGGUGGCAACACCCCCAAAUAGCUCCGUCCUGGGUGGUCCGCAGGCCGGGCCCCGCGUGCUCCGGCCAUCGCCCUCCUGGAGGACAGUUGGUAUUCCUGGGUCCUGUCUGUCCCCAACUUUGUCUGGGUGGGGCUGGAGACCCCGCCCCUUAAUUUUUGUCCUGUCCUGCUGUGGGGGCUGAGCUGGGAGGUUCAGGGACUCAGGGCUCAGCUCAGUCCCCUGUCUGUCCUCCUGCCUUCUUGAAUAAAAUAAUUUAAAGAGA